This is a messenger RNA of Raphanus sativus (radish), 895 nucleotides long. RefSeq names its product ribosomal protein S2, mitochondrial. The transcript has a single exon. Gene Ontology annotation, biological process: translation. Lineage: Eukaryota; Viridiplantae; Streptophyta; Magnoliopsida; Brassicales; Brassicaceae. Bases 104 to 766 code for a protein of 220 amino acids. Gene Ontology annotation, molecular function: structural constituent of ribosome. Gene Ontology annotation, cellular component: ribosome; mitochondrial small ribosomal subunit. The record is from RefSeq and is a predicted model, not a curated record.
CCCAGUCCCCACCACAUCUGAUUUCAAUCUGCGAAUCUCUCUUAAACCCUACAAACCUCUCUCCCUCCCCGUCCGGUAGCAUUUUCCCCGAUCAAAUCAAACAAUGACGCUCCACGCCGCAGUAAUCCAGAAGCUUCUCAACACCGGCUCGCAUCUCGGCCGUCGCGCCGCCGAGCACCAUUUCAAACAGUACGCCUACGGAACCCGCAACGGGAUGACCAUAAUCGACUCGGACAAAACCCUGAUCUGCCUCCGCAGCGCCGCCAGCUUCGUGGCGAACCUCGCGCACAUGAGAGGGAACAUCUUCUUCGUCAACACCAACCCUCUCUUCGACGAGAUCGUCGAGCUCACUUCACGUCGCAUCCAGGGCGACGCUUACAACCACAACCGCUCGAUGAACCUGUGGAAGAUGGGAGGUUUUUUGACCAACAGUUACAGUCCUAAGAAGUUUCGGUCGAGGCACAAGAAGCUUUGCUUUGGUCCGACCACGAUGCCUGAUUGUGUCGUUGUGUUUGAUACGGAGAGGAAGAGCUCGGUGAUACUCGAGGCCGCCAAGCUUCAGAUUCCGGUUGUUGCGAUUGUGGAUCCGAAUGUGCCGUUGGAGUUCUUUGAGAAGAUCACGUAUCCUGUCCCCGCUCGUGAUUCGGUUAAGUUCGUUUAUUUGUUCUGUAAUGUGAUCACCAAGUGCUUUGUUGCGGAACAGAUGAAGAUGGGGAUCAAGGAUGGAAGCAGCAAGGAAGAUAUGAUCAAAGAUUUAGCUGCAUGAUUUGGAUUUUCGAAUCAUUGUUUCUUCAGCCUUGUGGUUUUCUUUACUCAUUUGGAUGAUUUUGCUAGUAUGAUUGUUAUAAAGCAACAGUUUUUUUUUUUUAAAUGAAGAUACAGCAAAGCCAAUCAA